AUGGCGAUCCACUCGCUCAGUCGUCCGGCCUCACCCCAGCUGCCGACCUUCACUACCCCGCCCCGCUCCGGCGCCUCGACUCCGAACCGCUUCGGCGGCAGCUCCCCCCCACUCGGCGCCGUCGCCGAGAAGAUCGCGCUCUCGUACGCGAACGUACAAAACUACCGUCCACCACCGAGGAUAUCGAGACUGUUCACCCCCGUGCGCAUACCGCUCGGCAGUAGAGCACCGCCCGCGUUCGGCUCAGCCUCCCCCGGCUCACCGCGAGAACUCGUCAUCCCCGUCUUCACCUUGCUUCACCCUUCGAGACCGUGGCCAUUCCUCCGAACGGGGGCCUCCUCGUCCUCGGGCUAUCUGAGUUUGACCAAGAGGAGGACAAACAGUGACAUCGGCGCCGUAGGACCGAACGGAACGACCUCAUCGGUCGCGACGACACCAACCUCGGCACUCAGGAUCAUCAUCGCCAUUCUGGGCACCGCCUUGGCGUGCUUCCUGCUCCUACUCCUAGGGUUCAAAUGGAUGGUCCGACCACUUGCGCGAAUCUUCUUUCACAAGGAAUCGUACGCAUCGAGCGAACCGUCGACUCUGGUCUUUGAUUCGGACGAAAUCGAACGUGUGUGGAGAUGGGAGAUUGCGAGUGGGAACUACCCGUCGUCGCGACCCGUCGAUGGGCCGUUGGGGCAAGUCGAGGUGCCUUCUAGGAGUGGGGAGGAGGUCGAACCGGUGCGACCGAUCAAGAUCGAGAACCCCGGAUUGGCACGCAAAACAUCGGAACAGCUGAGGAAGGAGAGGGAGCAAGCGAGGUUACGUGCCGAGUUGGAAACGACGGCAGCGGGCAAGACUUCGUCGCCCAAGGAGCAUCCCAAGGAUGCACAGAUCACGACGCCACCCAGAGCCGAGUUGAUUCCGAUCGGUCCUGGACGAGAAUACAUCGAAUUGCCUCUAGCGGGAGGGGGAAAACGUCGUUCCUACCCACCGCGACCGCUGAUCGGUUCGGCCCUCGACAUGGACGUCGUCAUGGACCAUUGCGACUUUUCGACACGGCAAUACGUACGCGACUGUCUCGAGGUGUUGAGGAUCAACGGAGGGUUGGAGACACCGCUGAGGAGGGGGGACAUGUCGGCGUGGCGAACGACGUUCCUCUCGCUCGCCCCUUCACUCGCGAGUUCGACGGGAUCGACGAGGUUGGCUAGGGAGGUCGUCGAGAGGCAUCGAGCGGACAUGACGGCCUUGCUCAGCUCUGCGGCAUCGGCUUUCGAAGCGGCUUUGGCGAGUCGACAACAGCUGACGUUGACGGCGGCAUCGGCCCAAGCCUCACCGGCGCAGGACGAUCCCGAUUUUGUUCGCGUCGCUCGAAAACGUCACUCUUCUCACCCUACCGCCGAUCCAGCGUGCGACCCUGACUACCCGCAUCUGUUCCACAUCUUCUGGGCCGGCCCCUUCACGGACAAGCCUUACUCAGCCGCCCUGUCGUUCCUCUACACUCAACACCUCGGCCUCGAUCGCAAGAUGGGCUUGAAACCCGAGCCCAACGUCUGUCGUCCCCAACUCUGGAUCUGGAUCAACCCCGGCGCAGCCUCGAGUCUCCCCGACCAACACGCCGUUUCCAAAAUGAGGAAGGAUCUCGCCAACAACCCUUGGUCCGCGCCGUUGUUGCACCCUCGUUUCGGCGACGUCGUCAAGUUCAGGUUGUGGAAUACGACCGAGCAAUUGGAUGGGGUUGAGGAAAUGAAAGGGUGGAGGGAGAUGGGCCUGUUCAAUUCAGGUGGGGUCAAGUACGGCGCCAAUCCUCUGGCCAAAGCGGGGGACAAGGUCAAUGGUGAGGAGAAGAAGAGGUCGAAUGCCGAUGGGAGUGGGGAUGCUCAACUCGUCGUUGACGAUAGGGAGGACAAGGUGCUGGAAGCGGAGAAGGAGGUCGUCGAUGCCGCCGCUCCUGAUGCUGAUCCCAAUGUUGUUCAAGCCGAGGCCAAAUUGGCCGAAGCGAGGGAACUUGAGGCCAACUCGACAAUGGUGGGGACUUCGACUGGGGAUGCGACGCAAGCUUCAAGUCCAACAUCGUCGACGAGUAAGGACGAAUUGUUCGAAAGGGUCGGAUCGACUAGUCACAAGUAUGAUCGAUUGACCGUCGUCCUUUCCGAUAUGGCGCGUUUCGUCCUGACCCACCGCUUCGGAGGCGUCUACCUCGACGCCGAUACGAUCCUCUUGCGCGAUUGGGAAGAGUUGUUCAACUGGCACGGCGCGUUCGCGUACCGAUGGUCGAGGUUGGAAAAGUACAAUACCGCCGUACUCAAGAUGCAAAGAGGUUCGGCGUUGGGCAAUUUCUUGUUUAGGACCGCGGUUGCGAACGAUUUGGAUUUCCAUCCCAUGACCAUCAGUCGGUAUACCAAGGAUGCGGGAGUCGAAGGUUUGUUGUUGAGGUUGCCUGAUGCGUUGUUCGAUCCGGCUUGGUUGAACACGUGAGUGCGAUGUAGUCCCUGGGUACAUGACCGUGAUUUGGAAACUGACGCGAAAGUACCGUCUCGACCCCCCACACAGCGAAUACUACCAACGAGACCGCCCCGCGUUCCCUUACUUCCAACGCUUUGAAGACUUUUUCGACACCCCCGCUGAAACGAACGCCGCUCCCAACGCGCUCGGGUUCGACGGUUUCUUCAAGGGCGCCUUCUCGUACCACUUCCACAACUUCUGGUGGAUCCCGUUCGAUGCGGCGAGGAAUUGGCCUGAUUUGGGGGAGAGGUUCGUCAAGGGUGAGAGGAUCGCGAGGGGACGAGUGAGAAAAGCCCAACUGGAGAGCUUGGAGGAGGCUUCCGAAGAGGGUGAGGGUGGGGACAGUGGCAAAGGGAGAAAGAAGGGGGAGGAGAAGCAAGCGAUCCCCAUUCCGAAAUGGGGUGACGACGAGAAGGAUUUCGAGAGCAUGGAAUGGGCCGAUGAGGAUGUUGAGGAGGAUGCGAAGGACUUGAGUUGGAGCGCGGUGUUGAAGAGGACGUUCGAGGCUUUUAUUCGGGGAGAGACACCAAAUAUGUAUGGCGAGUGGUUGAACUGGGAUCAUGAACUCGAUGAGGGGGAUUCGGUCGGGCCGGAUGAGGCGGACGAAUGA
Molecule: messenger RNA, 3097 nt
Organism: Microbotryum saponariae
Lineage: Eukaryota; Fungi; Basidiomycota; Microbotryomycetes; Microbotryales; Microbotryaceae
Source: the annotation of a GenBank genome assembly